AUGAAGCCUGACCGAGAAGAAGAGUUUGAUGGACCCGAAAAAUCGCCGAAAAAUGAGCAUCAUUUCGUGGACCAAUCCAAAAUAUUGAAGGCCAGAAUUGCACUUCUGUCUACAGCAAUUGGGGGUCCAGAUCACAGUUCUGAUAUCGAUCCGCCUCCAUAUAAGAUAGGUGAUGAUUGUCUUGCCUGUUUGAAAGAUUUAAAGCGGUGGUUUAAGCUUGUGGAUGAACGCCAGUCAAGAUGGGAUGUAGCAGCAGCAGCAGCGCAAUAUAACAUUCUGACGGAUGACUUGAUACCAAUAAUGACCGGCUGGGAGAAUUCCUAUGCCACAGCUGCCAAAAAGGCCAGGAAAAAUGGUGGGAAGGUCGAGGACUUUGUUAGAAACAAGGAAUAUUACGAUAAAAUAUCACUGAACGCACUACAAUUGAUGGUGCUGAUGACUUGGCCCUUGAUUCUCACAGAUCAAUCGACUCAAAAUCAAGUAGAACACUAUUCAAGUCUCAAAAAAAGUCAGGUCAUUUACAAAAAAGCUAUUCUGAGUGCUGAGAAUGGUAAAGUGCUAAAAGCUGCUGUAAGAUUAGCAGUAGAGGUGAUUAAAAUUGAAAAGCGGUUGCGAAGUGCAAAAGACAAUGUUGUACUGAGACUUGUCUUGAAUUUUCUACGGAAUGUGGCCGCUAUCGAACCCAGCGAUCUGACUUUGAGCAAUAAGAAGAAGACCGCCACCAAAGGGAUCAACGCUACCGAUAUGCUACCGCCAAACAUAUCUAAAAACGAUAUAUCUCUGGCUGCCGUUAUCGAGGCUUUCAAUCGCAACAAAGUGCUUGGUCUACUGCUCACAUUUUCAAGCUCUAUCAACCAGGAGUUCGAUGCUGCAUUUAUAAAUGUUCCGCUACUCGAGCUCAUGUUCUUUCUGGUUAAGAAUGUGAACCAUUCGGUGCUAUAUCGGAAAAGAUCAACAGACAAGUCUUCGAGCAGAAAUUUAGCAAGUGAAGAGCAUAGAAAUGGCAGCUCAGAACUUUCAGGCCUGCUGCAGAAGGAGCACGAGAUGAAAAAAAAUGUAAUUCGAAAUACUUCGACGCGUCAUUCCAAUUUUGGCACCAUGCUUUCAAUCCAAACAUCGGACAAGAGGCGGCUUACAGUUUCUGGUGGCCAGAACUUGCUGAAUAGCGAUUACGCCCUGAGAAAACUUGAUUCACGCAAAAAAUGGAACAAACGAAUUUUAACGGCAAAUGAAACAGUUGAAGGAUUGCCUAGUAAUCUUUUGAGCUCUGAUGAAGAAACAGUUUAUUGGGACGAUUCUAUCAGCUCCACAUUUCGCAAAUUCGUUGACGACUUCGUGAAAUCGGGAUUCAACUCGGUAUUAAGCAGCGUAACCGAUUACUUCACCACAGAAGAUGACAAAAUGGUACUGAUUCAUCAAAUUGAGUACCUAUUAUUUUAUUCAUGGUUUUUGAAAUACAGCAGACUUGCAAAACAGAACAAUGUUGAAACUGACAUUAGUCCUAUAUCUUUCGCUCUUCGCGAUACAGCGUUGAUUCUCGUGGGCCAGCUAUUACGGAGGGGCAUGGAACAUAAAAUCUGGGCGGUAGUUCACGCAGGAAUGAUUGCCUAUACAGAGCUAAUAUCGUUGCUCGAAAGCAUGGGCAAUAAUGAAUCUGAAUUGGAGGCCAAAGGACACGUCGAGUAUCAGCUUUUUCAGGAAGAGCGCUUGAAAUUGUUUUCGAGUAUACCAAGAACAGCUAGCAAUCACUCUCUCUCUUAUGUGCGAGGCUGCGUCAAUCUGAUACAUGUUUUAUUCAAAAUCAUAGAAAGGACAAACAAACGACAAGAAGCGCAGUCACAAUCAGCACCAGAAGCUGGACCCAACACUAUUUUUGAACAGGCAAAAAUCUUGGCUGAGGAGGAAGGAGUUGAAAUUGAAGAAGCCGUUGAAAUUCUCGAGUUCAAUACACAAAGAAGUGAAGUGAACUUCAAAAAAUUGCAAAGAUCUUUUGCAAACGACAAUACGAUCAAGACAUAUAUCACCUACCUUGAAAACUUCAAAGAGCUGGCUGACGAAGACAUAAAAAAGUGCAUUCAAUUUCUUUACAGAAUAUUUGUAUCUGCCGAAGAGGAGUCUUUGUUAUUUCGGAUUGACUUCAUGAUCCUAAUGAAGGACAUGAUUAGUCCAACUGGGCUACCAACCAUGUCAAGAGCGCGGAAACACGUCACAAAAUUUGCAGAUGUCUUUACCUCAAAACUGAAAGUGCGGCUAGCAAAGUCGCCUUCAUGGUUUGUAGGUAUACUUUUUCCGGUCAUACAUGAUAGAGAGACUGGCCACUAUCAAAAGUAUGGUGAGAAACUGGAUUCGAUGAUGAACGUCGAACGGGUGGCAAGACCAUCUACAUUCAAGUCUACAGAGGAACUCGAGGGAAUGAGCGCUUCCGCUGCCCUUGAUUUCAAGUUUGGGAUAUUAGUGUCAACACUGAUUGAUAGGGAAAGGCAGAAUAGUGUCGAAACACUAUUAGAAAACCUUCAGCGUUCUUGUGCAGUAAUGAAAUCAUGGUUGCUCAAUGAAGCAACGAGGGGCGAAGUUGACAGUACUCCAAGUGGGCGUGAACAGUUUGAAACUUCAUCAUCCACUAUCCGAAAAGAUGUUCACAGAGACUCGGAUUUCAGAGCACUAUUAAAGCUCUGCGGCUAUCAGCUCUCGAGGUCAGAGAACGAAAGCUGCUUUCUUUUGACCUCUUACCAGAUCACUGAUAUAGAAACGUCCAUCGGUCUGAUUAUGAAGCACAUGCACAAUACGUUUGAGACGCCGAAUGGCGAACCAUCUUCGUUUUAUUUGCAUAGACCAGGAUUGGAAGAUAAAAUCCUUGGGCCAAAUGACGAAUCGCGUGAAUAUACUGAACAGGUCAGGGAAGCGGAGGAAUUGAGCGAAGAGGAAAACGAAUACUUUAAGUCUUUGACAAAGGUUUCGUCGGCUAAGAGUAACGGUGGCCAAGUUCCCUCGAAGGGCGUUGCCGCGAUAAAGAAAAAAAGCGUUCGAAAGCGGAAGAAUCAACAAGGUGGGGCUAGAAGAGCAUCGGAAUCAAGAGAUAAAGAGAAUAACAGUAGCAACGACGUUUACAAGCAAAGGGAAGUUACGAGCGCUGAAAUGAUCAGCGACUCCGAUGAGUCUGAUGAUGAAUUCGCGCAGACCACAUUCUACGAGAAUGAGAUGUUUAUGCGUUUUCUACUGGACAAGUAUAACGGUUCUCUCCCACAACAAAAAUUUGUGCAGUUUGCAGCCUUUGCAUCAGAACGAAUCAAGAAUAGUGGAAAGCUUGUUAAUGAUUAUACGGCUCUUUUUGACGGGCCUGUACCGAGCCCAUCUUCUUUAAUAGCUACCGAAGCGAUGGGAGGGAAAACUUUGGCACCAAAGCUGGCACAGAUUAUGGAGGCUCAAAAUGAAAAAGACGCUGAUGAUCUCAGUCUAUCUGAAGACGUUGACAUAGACAAACCGGUGUCCACAGAAUCAGAAGAUCUGAACUCGAAUACGAACAAGACAACCGUAAGUGAAAAUAUAACCCAUGAAUACGGUGACGCUGUUAUUUCUAAAUACAAACGGCGAAAGGCAAUGAGAAUCGAAGAUGAUGAAGAUGAUGACGAAUAG
Lachancea sp. 'fantastica' is the source of this 3633-nucleotide messenger RNA. The record is from the annotation of a GenBank genome assembly. NCBI's taxonomy places the organism in Eukaryota, Fungi, Ascomycota, Saccharomycetes, Saccharomycetales, Saccharomycetaceae.